AUGCUCCCGCAACAACAACUGCCAAUCCCAUACAUUGUGCCUCCCCAUCUGGAGGAAUACAACAUCCCGCUGUCCGCGUUCGCGGCCGCCCGUCCUCAGUUCCACAACAUCGUCGGCGGUGCGUUCAUCUUCUCGACCACCGUGCCGGACGCCGUGACUUCGAUUACUACAUCUACUUCUACUCCUACAACUAGCUCGAAAAGAGCAGCGCAGGGGACGACAUCAUCCACGACGACAGCAUCCACACCUCCGCCUCCGCCU
Molecule: messenger RNA, 261 nt
Organism: Aspergillus brunneoviolaceus CBS 621.78
Lineage: Eukaryota; Fungi; Ascomycota; Eurotiomycetes; Eurotiales; Aspergillaceae
Exons: 1
Source: RefSeq, a predicted model, not a curated record